This is a messenger RNA of Seriola dumerili (greater amberjack), 7383 nucleotides long. RefSeq names its product zinc fingers and homeoboxes 1 (gene zhx1). Gene Ontology annotation, biological process: regulation of transcription by RNA polymerase II. Gene Ontology annotation, molecular function: DNA-binding transcription factor activity, RNA polymerase II-specific; DNA binding. The transcript is spliced from 8 exons. Gene Ontology annotation, cellular component: nucleus. Lineage: Eukaryota; Metazoa; Chordata; Actinopteri; Carangiformes; Carangidae. The coding region runs from base 471 to 3248 and encodes 925 amino acids. The record is from RefSeq and is a predicted model, not a curated record.
UUGACGAUAUAACUUUUAGAAACACGCGCCCUGAGUCUAAAAUAACCUGUUCCGACGAGGAGAGAGAUGUCCGGUGUUUCCAGCAUCUGCAGACGGGAGCCGUAGCCGUUAGACCGGUUCGUCCGUCUGUCUGCUUCCCUCCGCUGGGUUCGGGAGACCCGCAAGCCCGAAUAACGUUAACGCUACUGUAACCCCGGCCAGACUGGACUGAAUGGUUAGCCGGGGGAAGGAGAGACAACGACAGACACCACCAAACAAAACCCGAAGGCUGCUCUGCCGAGACCCAGGAAAUUAUUCCUCGCCUCGUCUCGACAGUCUGGUAGCAACACAGUGCACAUUUCAGUAGUUCCAAAAUAAAUAAUUCAAUGACUCUGGCAUGUGAACACAACCUCCUGAGACAUGUGAGCCUCAACACUUUUGCCACAGAUCUUCUUUACCCUGAGUAGAAGUAAACAGAGUUUGGUUUGACGAUGUCGAGCCGCCGGAAAUCGACCACACCUUGCAUGGUGCUGCCCUCUGAUGUGGUGGAGCAGGAGGAGGUUGAGGAGAAAACGGAAAGGACAAAGGAGGAAGAGGCAGAAGAGGAGGAGGGGAAAGUGAAGGAGGGAGCAGAAGAGGGGCCAACUGCAGAGGAGCUAGGUCAGGCUGUAGUGGUUGUCCCCACACCACCAGAUACAGAUGAGCCCAGUGUCUCUACUGUAGAAGACAGUGAAGUGCUUGAUCCCUCACUGAGGCGCAACGCUACAAACCCUCCUGACGAUCCAAGCAUUGACCAGCCAACCCAGGAACAACAGUGUGAUGUGCCCGAGGAGGGAGGAGCAGACCCUGCGUCAGUUGCUGCCAUCUCUCUCAGCAAGACACCCAUCAUGAGGAUGAAGACCAAAUCUGAACCCAAGAGGAUCGCUGUGUCCCUGAAAUCACCAGACGAGGCAGUGGACGGUUUUGGAGGAGGUGGCGAGGGAGAGGUGGGAGGAGAGCAGGAGCCCAUCGAAGCCCCUCUGGGCCCAAUGACUCCUGUUGAGAUGCUGCUGCAUGACUCCAUGAAGCUUGGAGGUGGCGGCUUGCUUAUCAGCCCGCCCUCAGAGCAGCCAAGGAAAUCAUCCAUUUUAAACCCCACAGUCUUGCCUGCUGGCCUUGCACAGGUGCUGUCAGCUUUCCAGGCCCAGCAGAGUGCGGCAGCAGCUCAGCCUCAGCUUCUGAUUCCCCUCAGCAGCAUCCCCUCCUAUAGUGCAGCUAUGGACACCAACCCUCUGCUGGGCAGCACAUACAAGAAGUUUCCUUACCCCUCCAUGGCCGAGAUCAGCAGCCUGGCAGCACAGACACAGUUCACAGAGGAGCAGAUAAAGGUGUGGUUCUCAGCUCAGCGUCUGAAGCACGGUGUCAGCUGGACCCCUGAGGAAGUGGAGGAGGCCAGGAGGAAACAGUUUAACGGCACGGUGCACACAGUGCCGCAGACCAUCACUGUCAUACCCGCUCACCAGCUCUCAGCUGCUGCCAACGGUCUGCAGUCCAUUCUUCAGACCUGCCAGAUAGUGGGCCAGCCUGGCCUGGUGUUCACACAGGUCGGUCCAGGGGGAAACCUUCCAGUGACCAGUCCCAUCACACUGACAGUGGCAGGGCUGCCCAGCCAGUCCCAGAGCUCCAGCAGGGUUUCCUGCCAGCCCACCCCAACAAACAGUGAGCUGAAACGGGCUACCACUGUCCAGCCUCCCUCUCUUUCUCCACAGGAGAACUCGGCCCUCAGCGCUGACACAUUCAGUAUGCGGCCUAAGAAGUCCAAAGAGCAGCUGGCAGAGCUGAAAGCCAGCUACCUGAAAAAUCACUUUGUCACUGAUGCUGAAAUCGCCCGACUGAUGAAGCUCACCAACCUGACAAAGGGAGAGAUAAAGAAAUGGUUCAGUGACACCCGGUACAACCAGCGCAACUCCAAGAACAGCCAUGUCAUUGUUUUCCAUGAUGGAGGGGGCAGAGGAGGUGGCAGCUGUAGUAGCAGUGCUAGCACUACUAUUGUCAUUGACUCAAGUGAUGAGAACCCCACAUCUCCCCAUCCUCCCUGCACACCUCCUGUGAAGGAGAAGGAGACACGGCCCAAAACAUGGAACCCAUUUCCAGACUUUACCCUUCAGAAGUUUAAGGAGAAGACACCGGAGCAGCUGGUGGUGCUGGAGGAGAGUUUUGAGAAGAGCAGCACCCCAUCAGAUGAAGAGCUGAGCCGCCUGAGGACAGAGACUAAGCUGACGAGGAGGGAGAUUGACGCCUGGUUCACUGAGAGACGAAAAAUGCCAUCUGUCAGUACCUCCUCCCCGGAUUCUUCAGAGGGAGGGAAGAUGGAGGCAGAUGGAGGAAAAGCAGGAGAAAGAGGAGGAAUGGGAGGAGCAACCUCUUCUUCUCCUUCUGCCUCUUCAUCUCGUAAAGGUAGUCAAACUCCUCCUGGAGGUCGCAGUAAGCAGCUGCCCACUACCACCAGCAGCAACAAGAAAGACUUAAAAGAUAAAACUAAAAAGUCUCCAGAGCAGCUCCACAUUCUGAAAGUUGCGUUUGUGCGGACCCAGUGGCCCACACCAGAGGAGUACGACCAGCUGGCAGAAGAGAGCGGCCUUCCUCGGUCCUACAUUGUCAGCUGGUUCGGGGACUCUAGAUACUCCUGGAAGAAUGGAAACCUGAAAUGGUUCUUUCAGUACCAAAGUGGCAACGUCGAGGGGGCGAACGUCGGAGGAGGCAAUAAAAUGGGAAGCGGCAGCGGUCGAAAAAGACGUGGUCGAAAUCGUGGUUGGGGUCGGUCCCGAACCAGGAAGCAGCCAAGACGGUCUGCAUCCUCCAGUGCAGAUAUCGACAGAUCUCCACCGGCAAAGAAAUUCAAGACUGGGAGGGAGAUCCUGAAGGAAUACUACCUGAAGCACCACUUCCUCAAUGAGCAAGACCUCGAUGAGCUUGUCACCAAGACCAACAUGAGCUAUGAACAGGUGAGGGAGUGGUUUGCCGAAGUCCAGCGACGCUCAGACAUGGGGUUGGAUCCCUUCCAGGAGGCAGCUGCAGGGAGGGCGGUCGGAGACGAAGGAGGAGGGGAGGAGGGAGAGGAGACGCAGGGAGAGGCGUCGACAGCCACAGAGGACCAGACUGGCACUGGGGGGGGAGAUGAAGACGACGAUGAAGAAGAUGAGGAGGAUGAUGCCGAUGAUACGGACGACAGUGAGGUUUGGGAACCAUCACGUAGUGUCAGGAAAUCCUUGUCAGUUUCUGAAGACUAACGAUUGUGGAAAGCCUGGUGAAACAUUACAGAAUGUUACAAGAGAAAUCCUAGGAUGAUCAAUGCUGGAGGAGAGUUAGCUGAACCAAGUCUUUCUGCCACUGGUUGCUUGUGUACACAUUUACAACAUUAAUUAACUGUUUUUUCAAACUAUUUCUGAAUCAUGUCUACAUGAGACUAACAGAUGAACUGUUAACUUUAACUCAUUCUCUCAAUACUUAUCUUAUUAGCUGUACGUAAUGUGUCACAGACAAUUAUCAUGGUAAAGUGGGAGUUUGUAGCAAACCCUACAAAUCUUCAGUGGCAAACUUUGAUAAAGCUCAGAAAACAACAGUUACACAAUAUUAUGUCAAAAAAAGAAAAAUACUAUUAAGUGAAAUCUUCAAGCUGAGCUGAAGAUGAAAACUGUUGAGAUGAAAUAGUUGCCUAAGAAGAUGGUAUAUCCAUCCACUACAUCGUUCUUUAGAAGCAAUUGAUGAAUACCGACUAUUGUACGUGAGAGAUUUUAGGAGGAACUGACAGUUUUAAAUGUCCACCAUGCUCCUUGUUAAAUUUGCACUCCUUGCUUUCUUAAAUCAAGCCAUUAAGGGAGAUUUAUUUACACAUUUAUGCUGCAUUUCCUUGAGCAGGAGUUUGUUAUGCUGUUGUGAGCACAGGCCCAAAUUCAAACUUCGGUCUCCAGUGUUAUGAAUGUUUCACCCCUGGUCCCAAACUAACUGCACAUACAGAAAGAAAGACAUAUCUGUUGUGUCAAAGGUGCUAAAAAACUUAUCCCCGCUAGAUGUCACUGCUGAGCAAUGUCCCAAUGAAACUGGCAUACAUCCAAAAGUGGAACUGGUUGAUUUUUCAUGUUACUGUAUCACCUGUGAAGAUCACCAUCGCCAUAGACCAGGAUGUUUGAGCUGACAUUGAAAUCAGGUAUUUUAUCUCUGUGGGAUAAAGACCUAACAUGAUAGGGGAAAAGUACCUUAAAGCUGAAUGAAUGCCAAUGCCAUGAUGCUUUUAAAGAACGCAGGAUGUCUACUCAAGUCUUCCCUCUGUAGUGGCUCAUUGUUCAUUAAUAUUAUUAGUAUUCUAGAUUUUUAACUGAGCACCUAUAGAUCUGAUGGAAAAAUUCCACAGUAUGUGUUUAAUAUUAACUGCUAUUAAUGUUUUUAAACAAAUUUUUCACCUUUUUGAUAGAACUCAUCCUGUGCUAUUAAAAACUUUUUAAAGGGGUUUGUGUAGAUUCAGACAGUGUGAGGCUUUUGUGCCAAAGUUGAAUGUUUUGUCUUGUGAGCAGUGAGCUACAGUUUGAAGCAGUGGCACAGUUUGUGAAAUAAAUAAUGGCCACUGUGAGGAAGACGUCUGGGUCCACUGAAGUAAAAACAGAAACAGAAAUAUUUCGCUGCAGUGUUUCACUUAGAGAUGGCUCGUGAUGGGCUUAUGAUGGAUUGAAUGGAUGGACUGAAUUUUUACAAUGGGUUGCAGUUUUCCCCAAAUCAUGUAAAUGUAAGCACCAGCUGCAGCUCCAGUGUGAAUUUAAAGUAAAUCAGUCCACAAGUUAUCAACUUGACAAGACUGCUAUCGCCACCAAAUCACUGACACCUUGCCUUUUAGGUUGGGGCUCAUGACAAAAACGAGGCCUAUGAAUCAUUUUGGGUCCUGACCUGUACUUUAAGAAACACUGUUUAACAGUAUUUCAAAUAAUAAUUUGACUCCAGUCUGCACUGAAGAGAAAAAUGUGAAGCACCUAAACUAAACUUUAAAAAAAAUGCACUUUGUCCACUUGUGUUCACAGUGGACUAAAUCAUGAUUAGGCACCUUAAUCUCUUAUUAUACCAUGAAAUGGCUCUGAGAGACCAAAUCUGUUUUGUAUGACUAAGAACUGAACCAGUAUUUUGCCUUUUUUUAUCCUAAGUGUGUUUUCAAGGGGAGGAAUAUUACCAAUUUAUCCACUUUUCUAAUAAUAUGUGUUGUUUCAUAUUUGGAUGUUUAUACGGCUCAGAAAACUAGUAGAACAAUCACCUGCCGCUUUUGUUCGCUAAAUUGCACAAUUUGAGCCCAGUUUUUAAUCAUUUCUCCUUUUAAAAAUGCGCAUGUGUUAUAUUUGUUGUUAUGUUUUGUACUGUUGCUUUAAAUCAUGAGAAGUGUCUCCCAUCUCCUUCUCUGCUCCCACAUGCCCCUGUCCCUGACUAUUUAGCCCUCUUGUCCAGUCCACUUUUGUAAAAUAAAUGCCUAGAUUUCAAGAUGUGCACUUCCUAACACAUGUUUCUGCAAAUGUUAGCAGUGUCCUGUUGGUUCUCCGUCUCAUUAAAUUGUCUACAACACAAGCAGACAGACUGACAGGGCUAUAGAGACAUCUUCGUAAGACUGAAACCAUUCAGAAAAUUAAAAAAAAAAAAGACAUUCUUGGAAAAUUCACUUUUUCUCUCGUGGAGGGAAUUGUGACGCCUGAAGAAACAGCACAGCAUUCCCUCUGUGGUGGGAUGUCUACCAAAUAACGCUCCUCUUUCUCACUGUUUUUUCUUCAUGCUUUACUGCAUUAAGACGACAGGACAAUAGACUGGAAACUGUCUCAAAUACAGUUCUUCACUGACAGGGGAGAGACUCUGAUGAAGCUUUGCAGAUAAACCUAUGUGCCUACAUGGCUCGUAUACUUGUUUGAACAUAAUUUCAGCAACUCUCGACAAAAGAUGAGAGAGUUUGUGAGUGCUUUGGAAAUCAGAAAUUGUUGGCUGAUUGUUACAGGAGGCUUGUUCAAACUAAGGUGUGAUGCAUGACCAAGCUCUGCUUUCUGCUGACGCUAAAAGAUGCCUAGAUAAUCUGAAGUUGACAUUGCAAACUUCUGUUGUAAGUCCUUAAACGAAUACCUUGGUGUUCCGAAUUUUAUUGUAUUUUGUUACCAAGCACUUGUCACACUACAUGUUGGCACCUUCAGCGACACAAAAUGCAUUUUAAUGAGUGUCUUUGAAACCAGUGUGGCCUGUUAGCUCUAAACUAGCUAAACUAGCUAGUUUAUGGCAACUAAAGGAGAGUUGAAACCAGUGUGUCAUAAUGUGACAGUUGCCUGGCCAUGAAAAAUAACAAAUUCAAAAUGUCAAGGUACCUUUUGUCUAAUACUGCAUGCAAUAACCAAGACGAACAACUGCUCAUUUUGUACAUAGAGUGUUUUGGGUCGUUAUACUUGGCACAGUAGAAGCCUAAUCUGGGAUUACAUUUAUUUUUUAUCUGUAAUAAUACCAGUUACUUUAUAAUUACCAAGUUGACUUCAACCAUGGACCUGUUUUCCUUCUUAAAAAUGAUUCAAAUUUCUCAUCAUCAUCAUUGACUCUAGAACCAUUCAUUAAAGUCUUGUCCAUGUUAGCUUGGCCAAGGUUGCUUUGAGUACCCAGCUCCAUUUUGAGCAACAAGUUAAGGUAGUCAUUUGCUUGGACCACAAUUGUGGUAAUUUUUUGGCAGCCAUUUUGUGCUCAUUUGUAACUAUUUGAAUUCUGGUACUUCACAUGCAAAUUUGUAUACAUGCUAAAAAAUGGAUGACCACAAUUUGCUUGUUUUAGUUCACAAAUUAGGCUUAAUCCUGUGUCCAGGUAUCCAACCCCCGGUCUUUUACAGUGUGCUCUUUCUUUACUAUAGCCAGUCCAUUUUGAAUGGUUUUAUAUGUUUCUAUCUAUGAAAACUGUGUCAUUACAACUCUGUCCAGACAUCAGUGGAUUGCUUGUUAACAAUACCAACUCAUACAAUACGUACAACAGAGUAGUGUUUUUGAAAUAGAAUCUGCUUUAGAGUUCAGCCAGUGUUGCCUGAGUGGCUUUUUGUUACUUUGGUUGCAAAAAAUAAAGAAUCAGAACUCAAUAGAAAAGACAUGCACUUAUUUAAAGGAACUGCAAAGACUACAAUUCUGGAAGCACCUGGGAAAUUAUUUUGCUUGCUAAUAAUUUGUAAAAAAUAUAAGGCUCUACACAUCAGCUGUUUCAUAAAGAUACAUUCAAUAUAAUAGAAAACUUAAUAUAAAUGUUAACACUUUAAGUUGCUUAGAGAGGCACUCCAUUGACUUUGCACAUGAAGUUCAGUUUACUUGUCAUGAGGAGUACUACUCAGCCUUUGUAUGAUGUCUUCCGUGGCUCUGGGGGGAGCUUUCCAUAGUUAAAAAAAAA